This is a messenger RNA of Gorilla gorilla gorilla (western lowland gorilla), 2208 nucleotides long. RefSeq names its product basic proline-rich protein-like. The transcript has 4 exons. The record is from RefSeq and is a predicted model, not a curated record. The coding region runs from base 1 to 2208 and encodes 735 amino acids. NCBI's taxonomy places the organism in Eukaryota, Metazoa, Chordata, Mammalia, Primates, Hominidae.
AUGAAGACUCAAUUCCUUGGAAGGGCCCACAAAGCCCACCAGGACAGCCUUCCAGCCACGUCGCUCCUCACUGAACACACGGCUUCACUCAGGCCUCUGCACUCACUGCUCCCUGCCUGGACAGCCCUUCCUGCCUCUCUUCCCAGGGGUAUCUUGGUAUCUUCUCCCCCUGGGUUUCUGGUUCUGGGAGGGCCUAAGGACCCAGGCUGCGAUGCUUGUAUGGAAACACAUGGGAAGGAGCCCUUUGCAACAAAAGGCAGCAGCAGCCCUGGUGGCUGGAAGCGACCACGCUGUGCACGCUAUGCAGGGAGGGGGACUCAGGAUGCCCAGGACAGGAAACACGGCCUGCAGACAACUCUGACCACCCCACCCCACCCAGGUUUCCGCGUCCUUAGCACGCACCCACCAGUGCGUGAUGUGGAAAUGCAGGCAGUGGCUCAGAGACAAAGGCAGAACCAGGAGAAACGUUCCCUUCCUCAGAGGAGGUGCCUCCCAGCCCCUGGCCCCCGACAUAACCACCACGAAAAACCUCGAAAUGACUCUCCCAUUGACCGCGACGACUGCCCGGGAAGACGGCAGAGUCACAUGGCAGCGCAGGGUGCUGCUACCUUGGAGAUGGGCUAUAGAUCUCAGCUGGGAUUUUGGCAGCAGGUUUCUGAAAUUCCAUGUCAACGACAAUCUGUGUUUGGGCAUCGAAUGCUUUCUCUCUCCCUCUCUUUAGUUUUAGGUCUACAGGAACAUAGCAAAUCUACUUCAAUCCAUAAUGGCACCAAAACUACACCACUACCACCAUCACCACCACCACCUCCACCACCACCUCCACCACCACCACCACCAUUGCCACCGUCACCACCAUUACCACCAUCACCACCACCAUCACCACCACCACCACCACCAUCACCACCACCAUCACCACCACCUCCACCACCACCACCACCAUUACCACCACCACUACCACCAUUACCACCACCAUUGCCACCGUCACCACCAUCACCACCAUCACCAUCACCACCACCACCUCCACCACCACCUCCACCACCACCACCACCAUUGCCACCGUCACCACCAUUACCACCAUCACCACCACCUCCACCACCACCUCCACCACCACCACCACCAUUACCACCACCACUACCACCAUUACCACCACCACCACCACCAUUACCACCACCAUCACCACCACCUCCACCACCUCCACCACCACCACCACCAUUACCACCACCACUACCACCAACACCACCAUCACCAUCACCACCACCAACACCACCACCAUCACCAUCACCACCACCACCAAUACCACCACCACCUCCACCACCACCACCACCACCACCACCACCAUUACCACCACCACCACCAUCACCACCAUCACCACCACCACCACCAUCACCACCACCAUUACCACCACCACUACCACCAUUACCACCACCAUCACCACCAAUACCACCACCAUCACCACCAAUACCACCACCAUUACCACCACCACCACCACCAUCACCACCACCUCCACCACCACCUCCACCACCACCACCACCAUUACCACCACCAUCACCACCAACACCACCACCACCACCAUUACCACCACCACCACCAUCACCACCACCUCCACCACCACCUCCACCAUUACCACCACCAUCACCACCAACACCACCACCACCACCAUUACCACCACCAUCACCACCACCUCCACCACCACCUCCACCACCACCACCACCAUUACCACCACCACUACCACCAUUACCACCACCAUCACCACCACCUCCACCACCACCACCACCAAUACCACCACCAUUACCACCACCACCACCACCAUCACCACCACCACCACCACCACCUCCACCACCACCCCCACCACCAUUACCACCACCAUCACCACCACCUCCACCACCACUACCACCAAUACCACCACCAUUACCACCACCACCACCACCUCCACCACCACCACCACCAUUACCACCACCAUCAACACCACCUCCACCACCAUCACCACCAAUACCACCACCAUUACCACCACCACCACCACCAUCACCACCACCACCACCACCACCUCCACCACCAUCACCACCAAUACCACCACCAUUACCACCACCACCACCACCACCAACACCACCACCCCCACCACCACCACCCCCACCACCACCACCAUCACCACCACCAAUACCACCACCACCCCCACCACCAAUACCACCACCACUGAUCGGUGACUGUUAG